Messenger RNA from Scatophagus argus, 7276 nucleotides. RefSeq names its product mitogen-activated protein kinase kinase 7 (gene map2k7). Bases 1059 to 2180 code for a protein of 373 amino acids. Gene Ontology annotation, biological process: protein phosphorylation. Gene Ontology annotation, molecular function: protein kinase activity; ATP binding. Lineage: Eukaryota; Metazoa; Chordata; Actinopteri; Scatophagidae. The record is from RefSeq and is a predicted model, not a curated record. The transcript has 13 exons.
AGGGAGGGAGGGAAGGAGUGGGGGUGAUGUGCUGCCCCUAGCUACUACAUGCUAACAGGCUAGCUACAUAAACAAACACCGACUCGGCUCGGUCGAUUGGUUUUGCUGUCAAAUCACUUACUUAACAAGUCAGGCUGUUUCUAUAGUGGGUGAAGCAAGAUAUUUGAAAAAAAAGCGCUGUCAUGAAAUGUUUGGCUGGCAUUCACGUUCCAAAAAUCUGUUCUGAUUUUGUCCUGUCAAACAUGCUAAAGCUAACAGACUAGCAAUCUGAGUGAUAGUCGGUGGCAGGCCCAGCGUCAAUCUGGAAAUUUGAUGUAGUUUCCAAUAUGUAUAUGAAAUAUUACGGAGGUGCCAUAUCCCCCGUCUUAUCUGAAGCUUUAUGUAAUUAUAAAGCAGCGCGUUUGCUUCUGACUCUUGCGGCAAAGUCAGUUUUUACUGGCAGUUUUGACCCUUGAUGAAACAGACGCUAAUUUGUGCAAGCUAUCAGAUCUUGCUAACGUUCAACAUACGUUACCAGCCGUUGGCUGUGGUGUUAUGUGGUACACACCAGUACCGCUACACAUACAGUGGUAACAUUUCAACGGUGUGAUGCAGACUCGUUGAAUUAAUUUCUUGACAGUAUUAAGGGGAUAUGAAGAGCUAUAAAAAGUGGUGAAACACUGGGCCCUUUAACCGUUUGGAGGAGAAAACUCUCAAGCAGCUCGGCUAGUUCAGCAGGCGACUCUGCAACAUGCCUUUACUGAAAUAUAACACCGAAAUAAACACUGCGCUGGAGACAGAAAGCUCUUUAUUAUCUUAUGAGGGUGACAUUGUGAACUUUAAAAACUGCUAGACAACAGUAUUAGAAACUCUGUACUCUCACUGACCAUACAAAGACCAUUCUGUCCUACAGAUCAUCACUUGUUACCCAUUCAUUCAUCGUGAUCCAGCUCAGUCCUGCUCCAGCCCCUUCCCAGCGUGCAGCGCUCCAGCUGCCCCUGGCCAAUGAUGGAGGCAGCCGUUCAUCGUCAUCAGAGAGCUCGCCUCAGCACCACCCUUACCCCAGCCGCCCGCGACACAUGCUUACCCUGCCCACACCUCCAUACGGCCUACAGAAGAGCCUCGAGAAUGCAGAGAUUGACCAGAAACUGCAGGAGAUCAUGAAGCAGACAGGUUACCUGAAGAUCGAUGGUCAGCGGUAUCCAGCAGAGGUGACAGACCUGAUCAGUGAGGGGGAGAUAGGCAGUGGGACCUGUGGACAGGUCUUCAAAGUGCGAUUCAAGAAGACCGGCCAUGUCAUCGCUGUCAAACAAAUGCGUCGUACAGGAAACAAGGAUGAGAACAAGAGGAUCCUGAUGGACCUGGAUGUGGUUCUGAAGAGUCAUGAUUGUCCUUACAUCAUCCAGUGCUAUGGCGCCAUAGUUACUAAUACGGAUGUUUUCAUUGCCAUGGAGCUGAUGGGGACGUGUGCUGAGAAACUGAAGAAGAGAAUUCAGGGCCCCAUCCCAGAGCGAAUCCUUGGAAAGAUGACAGUAGCAAUAGUGAAAGCAUUGCUGUACCUGAAAGAGAAACAUGGUGUCAUCCACCGAGAUGUCAAACCCUCCAACAUCCUCCUAGACGCUAAAGGUCAGAUCAAACUGUGCGACUUCGGCAUCAGCGGACGCCUCGUCGACUCAAAGGCCAAGACCCGCAGCGCCGGCUGUGCUGCCUACAUGGCGCCGGAGAGAAUAGACCCCCCAGAUCCCACCAAACCUGACUAUGACAUCCGAGCAGACGUGUGGAGCCUUGGCAUCUCUCUGGUGGAGCUGGCCACAGGACAGUUUCCUUACAAGAACUGCAAGACAGACUUUGAGGUUCUGACCAAAGUGCUGCAGGAAGAUCCUCCUCUGCUGCCUCACAGCAUGGGCUUCUCCCUCGACUUCCAGUCCUUCGUCAAAGACUGCCUCACAAAGGAUCACAGAAAAAGGCCAAAAUACCACCAGCUGCUGGAGCAUAGUUUCAUCCGGCGUUACGAGGUCCUUGAGGUGGACGUGGCCGGUUGGUUCCAGACGGUGAUGGAUCGCACCGAGUCGCCGCGCAGCAGCCAGUGUUACAGCCAUCAGCACCAGCUCCACUCACUCUUCAGGCCACAGCCAAAGCCUGCUAGAUGUGCAGACUCAACCUCCCACACCCCAUCACACACCAAACCAAAUCACUGCUAGACACAGAGAACUGAGGACUGGCAGCGAUAGAGGAAACUGUCAAGUGUCAGAGAGAGAUCCAGGAACGUUGUCAAGAUGGAAAAAUAGAUGAGUGAAAAUGAAUCGACAGGAAAACGAGAUGAGAGGACAGAGUGAGGUGAGAAUAAAUACAGUGAGUGUUAAGAAAGUGGGAUGGGAAGUUCAAGAAAAGUCAGACAAACUGGAGAUGACGGGAAGUGAGUGCAAACAUGGAAGGAAAACGUCAGCCCAAGUUUCAUUGGACUGCUGAGCUCUGAGGCUAGCUGGUUAUUGUGAAAAGCUUUCAUGGUGUUACACCAACAUACCAAUUAUGAUUUUAGCAAGUGAGUUAGCGUGUUGUGUUUAUGUUGUCUGCUGUUCAAACAAUGUUAUUUAUUUACAUUGCUACUGCUGCUACUUUUUUUAUUGCUUUAGACGCUGCUGUCGCUUCUUUUCCCCAAAGGACAAAUACUUUAUUCUCUUUCUUUUUAAGCCAAAUAAGUGAAAUAAUGCAAUGUCAACAGUACCAAAUACAGAAGAGCAAGUUUGAAGAAGGCAAAAGCAAACGAGAGAGGUUGAGGUGGAUAAGAAGGGAAAUUGCAGGGAGGUUGACGUCACAAAAGUACUAACAAACGAAAUAUAAACACACACCUCACCUCACAUGUAGUCCUGUGUAACUCAAGUAGAUAAUCAUUUAUGCCACAACGUCACCAAACUCUGUAGAGUGUAGAUAUGAUUAGAAGGGAUGUCUGUCUGUCCGAAUGCUUUUUUUUGUCAUAUCCAUCCUUUACUCUGUCCAUCCAUCCCUCCAUCUGUCCACAGGUCGCCUGCAAGCUUGACAACCUUGACAGUUCACACCAAAGGUGUCCAGAGCUCAACAAAAACACAAAAGAACGUUGUUGUUGUUAUUGUUAUGACUUAUUGACAUUAUAAUUGAGUACUCUCAGCUAUGAUAUAUAUGAAAUCUCUCUAUAGCUAGUGGGGGUGGGGUGGGGGGGGUACAAGUGCGCUGUAGUAUAGCAGUGCUGUGUGUGUGUGUCAUAUACUGUACAGGGGGAGACUGUUAAACUAAACUAACGCACCACAAGGGCCCAGCAACAAAACCAGCCGGCUCAUCACUCUACUCAGUGAAUCAGCUCACUGUGGGCCUGUGUCAGGAAAUAAUCGGCUCAGUGUGGCUCUCGGUGGGCUGCCUGGCCUCUCCAAGCCUCUCAGCAUUAACAAAACUGCUAUCACACAGCUGGCUAUCAACUGGCUCCGUUAACUCUGACUUUUCCGAUCCUGCUCCGUUAGCCCUGCAGCAUAGGCUACCAUGACGGUUAAAAGUGAACCAGCUUUGUAAUACCAGAAAAUCUAAGCCCAAAGAUGGCUCACAUCACUUCCUGACACAGGCCCCUCGGACAGACCUGAUGGUGAGUUGGCACAACUAUGUUAUCUCAGCCUUUGUCAGGUUUUAGUCUGGAGACCUGGCUGAAACUUGGAUCCGAUUUAGCUUCCAUCAGUGAACAGGGACUCUUGCUGGUUGUCCUGCUCUCGUGACCUCUCUAGAUGACAGGAUUCAGGGCUGAUCAUGACAGACAUGCUCAGCCUCCCUGCUAAAAACUGAUGUAUAUAGACCUGAAUCUGGUGCUCAGCAUCUAUCAGCUGUCCUGCACUGCCAGCACAGUCUGAGGUGUACUCAUUUGGUGCAGUUUCAAAAUCACUCUGGGAGAUGGGGCGACCCACUCUCACUAACGCUCACUGUUCAAACUCAGUAUGUGGAAGUCAUGUCCAAACACAAAGCUGGACCCAGUCUCCCACUGUUUAGGGUCUCUCUUAUUAAGCUGAUGUAUAUUUUACACACGCACACACGCGCUCGACCAUGCUGUUCUGUGCACAGUUCCAUCCAAACACCUGAUUGGGUGACGGUGCCAUGCUACACCUCUGUGAAACCAGUCAGGUCAGGCCAGGUGUGCACCUGCUGACAGAAAGAAUGACGUGUGUGUGUGAGUGUGUGUGUGUGUGUGUGAGAGUGUGAGUGUGAGGAAACAAAACAUCUGAUUACUAAUCUACACUCACACACCAAAUGUAUAAAGUUAACCCACUCUACACUGCAAUGCUUGCUACUGCCAAUAGUGGCUUUAUGUGUAUAUUAGCUUGUGAGGUGCGAGGGCCAGGGGUGUAUACAAACAGCUAGUUCAUGGCGUGUACCUGCGCUGUGCCUUGACAUCGAGGGGGAGCGUGUGUGUGUGUGUGUGUGUGUGUCGUAAACCCAUCUGUAAACCAAAUAUCAUUUUCACUAUGCAGUCAUUCAAACCAUGUCAGCUUGCUUCGAUAGGGAAAAAAAGCCUCCUGUAAAUAUACAGGUUUACAGAUAAACUUGAGUCGGAGUUGGACAGUGUGUCCUUCUUUUUCAAGCCCCUCCCCCCGUCAAUGUGAUUAAGAUCACCGCCUUCAGCUAGUUCACAGUGAAAAGAGAGAGCAAGAGAUAUGUUUUGAAUGAGCUGACAAAUAUUUAAGGAUUGUAUUGGGGCCGGGGAGGGACUGGGGUUAGAUUGGGGUUUGUAGUUGUGGGGGAGAUAACAGAUCAAUGCUGUAAAGUAUAUCAGUUGCAUGUUGUUGUCACCGUUGUAACUGCCAUUGUUUUUUGUUUUGUUUUUUUUUCUUUCAAGACAACGGUUGAUUGGGGUGGGGAUGCACAAAACUUUAUCCUUAUUUAUGAUUUUUACACAUAUAGUCUGUAUUUUUUGUUUUUUGCAAAAAUGUUGAAUUAUUGUGUUAAUUAUUAUUACUUAGGAAAAGACACACUUUUUUGCCUUUUUUUUUAAAAAAAAUGUUCUCUGUAAACUUUGCAAUAUACUUUUUCACUUUGGACCCAUCACUAGACAUCAAGGAGCUGUAUCCUUAUUAGCAGACAGUGUUUAUUAGAAGAAAAGUCUCAAUGUCCUGUUUUCCCCUCAUUCAUGUGCCGUGUGUCUUUCUCUUCAAUUAGCUGUGUGUGCGGCCAGAGUGUGUGUGUGUUGUUUAUUCGUCUACCAAAAGUCUUUAUUGAUGGUGAUCUUUAUUAGCUUUUAUUUUGUCCAUCCUUUUGUUUUUUUAUUAUUGUUAUGAUUACUGUGUUUAUUAUUAUUAUUAUUAUUAUAUUUUGUUGUUACUAUUAAUUAUUCAGGGCAAAGAUGACACCAAAUUGAACAAAGAAAUAAAUGGGUGAUCCCAGACAGUGCUGAGAGCUGGACAGUGUUGUCCGUCUUUCUGAAGGUUUCUUUUACUGGCGAGGUGGAGCAAUCGUUUUUGUUUUGUUUGUUUGUUUGUUUGUUUGUUCUUCACCGUUACGCUGUAGUAUCUGUCCACCUGAUGUAAACCGCCACAUAAAGGUAACCUCUGAACUGAAAGUCUGUUAGUAUUUUUUUAUUGUCAUUAUUACUAUUAUGUAUUGUUUUCUUUGAUCAGAUAUCAUGAUCGAUUUAUUUCUCGUUACCCCAGUUUGGGUCAUAAAUUGUGUGCUGUUAUUUAAUUUUUUCCCCCUUCAUCCCUGCCCACUGCUUUGGGAUUAUUAUUUUUUUUUUAAAUCUUGUUUAUUAUUAUUUUUGUAUUCUUUCUGGUUUGUCUGAUGCUGUAGUAGUGAGCUGAUUGGUCAAACACCAGAGCUUUUUUUGGUUUUUUUUCUAAUGCUGAGACUGUCGUGACUGAUGUUGCACUUGUGAUGGGUUUAUUUUUGUUUUGUGUUGCAGAUUGUUGUGCAGAGAGGAGAAUAUUGGGUGUUUUCCUUAUUUUUCUUUUAAGUCACAGCGGUUAUUUUAUCAAUCAUAGAUCUGUGACACCAAGCAAGAAAAUUGAUUCUACAGUGUAUUUUUUUCACUGAUAUUUAUUUAUUGGUCAUUUGUAUGUUUCUUUGUUUUUGUUUUGGUUUUUUUAAAGGCUUUUUUUGUGGAGGGCAAACAGGACUCAAGGUAGAGUAGGAGUCCUUCAUUGGCGUUUUAUCAUUGUGUACAGAAAACAAAAUGUUGUAUUCAAACAUCACACUAACAUACAGGCUAUAAAGAAACAGAUAAACUGGUUUAAAAUAGAAACCCACAGUACAGUAAGGUGAAAUGUUUCUGACUUUACUGUGACUGUCUGACUUCCAUUAUUUUGUUUACUGUUUACCCUCUCAGAAGGCUCCAGCAAACAAAUUGUUCAUGGGUUAAUGCUGAGUAGCCAUAGCAUGGUGUAUGUGAACUAUAGUGCAUUGCUAACAAACUCACAGUUAAAGGACCAGUGUGUAGGAUUUAGAGGCAUCUGUUGGCAAAAAUUGGAUGUAAUAUUCAUAGUUAUAUUUUCAGCAGUGUGUAAUUAUAAUCACGUAGUGUUUUUGUUACCUUAAAGUGAGUCUUUCAUAUCUACAGCAGGAGUGGGUCCACUGCCAUGUUUCUGCAAUAGGCCAGAAUGGACAAACCAGACACUGGCUCCAGAGAGGGGGUUUCAUGUUUUUAUGUUGUUUGGUGAGGGGAGGGAGGGGUUUGCAAUGUGUAUCCUCUCCACUAGAUACCACUGACUCCUACACACUGGAGCACCUUUAAAGCGUGUAUCAUUUGAAACUUGGAUGAUUUUUAUCAGUGAUUACUGAAUGCCAGCAACAAAGCAGAUUUUUUUCAUGUUUUUAAGUUUUAGUUAUUUCAGCUGAUGAUAACUGCUAUGAUAGUGGACUGACUGGCUUGUUAUUAACCUGCACUCCCUGUUAGCGAGGUGGGACACGCCUGCUUUGAAUUAUCAUUGAGGUUUGUUGCUUGGUUUCUCUAAAUGCAGUUCUAAGUCUAGAUUGCAUGACUUUGCUAGUUUGCGGGGUUGGGGGAGGAUUGACUUCAGUCACCGCUGUUGCAGUUCAGAGGCUUCUUGUAUGUACGACGCCAUGGAUUUAUCAUCUUGACAGUUGUAUCAAUACAGCUUUACUGCCUGUUUCUUUUAUUUUUGUUUGUUUGUUUGUUUUUGGCUGUAUUUUAUCCCCCCUCCCCCUUCCCUCCCUGAGUCUCAUUUCAGACAGAAUAAAUGCCAUUAUAUUGUGAAUACCUCAGGAUUUUUUUGGAGAAAAAAAAUAAUAAAACACUUAAAAAUCAAAUAAAUAAAUAAAAACUCAUAAAAAA